Messenger RNA from Zalophus californianus (California sea lion), 2718 nucleotides. RefSeq names its product scavenger receptor class B member 1 (gene SCARB1). Gene Ontology annotation, biological process: plasma lipoprotein particle clearance; cholesterol import; cholesterol efflux. Gene Ontology annotation, molecular function: scavenger receptor activity; lipid binding; low-density lipoprotein particle binding. Gene Ontology annotation, cellular component: cytoplasm; caveola. The record is from RefSeq and is a predicted model, not a curated record. The coding region runs from base 164 to 1693 and encodes 509 amino acids. Lineage: Eukaryota; Metazoa; Chordata; Mammalia; Carnivora; Otariidae. The transcript is spliced from 13 exons.
GCCACCUGCCCGGCCGCUCCUCCGUGCGCCGCGGUCCGGGCCCCGCCGUGCCGCUGAGGCCCGCGUCCCCAGAGUCGCCGCCUGUGUCGCCUGUGUCCCGGUCCCCGUCCCCCCGCAGGCGCGGAGCCGCGCGAGCGCCGGGCGGGAGCCAGGGCGCGCAGACAUGGGCAGCCGCGCCAGAGCGCGCCGGGCGGCCGCCGUGCUGGGCUUCACUGGGCUGCUGUGCGCGGUGCUGGGAGCCGUCAUGAUCGUGGUGGUGCCCACGCUCAUCAAGCAGCAGGUCCUCAAGAAUGUGCGCAUCGACCCCAGUAGCCUGUCCUUCAACAUGUGGAAGGAGAUCCCCGUCCCCUUCUACCUGUCCAUCUACUUCUUCGACAUUGUCAACCCCGACGCCAUCCUCCUGGGGGAGAAGCCGCAGGUGCAGGAGCGCGGGCCCUACGUGUACAGGGAGUUCAGGCACAAGAGCAACAUCACCUUCAAUGACAAUGACACGGUGUCAUUCCUCGAGUAUCGCAGCUUCCAGUUCCAGCCCGACAAGUCCCAUGGCCUGGAGAGCGACUAUAUUGUCAUGCCCAACAUCCUGGUCUUGGCUGCAGCGAUGAUGAUGGAAAAUAAGCCCAUGAGCCUGAAGCUGAUCAUGACCUUGGCGUUCAGCACACUCGGGGAGCGUGCCUUCAUGAACCGCACUGUAGGCGAGAUCAUGUGGGGUUACGAGGACCCCCUCAUACACCUCAUCAACAAGUACCUCCCAAACAUGUUCCCAUUCAAGGGCAAGUUUGGGCUAUUUGCAGAGCUGAACAACUCCGAUUCUGGGCUCUUCACCGUGUUCACGGGGGUCAAAGACUUCAGCAGGAUCCACCUCGUGGACAAGUGGAACGGACUCAGCAAGGUCAACUUUUGGCAUUCUGAUCAGUGCAACAUGAUCAAUGGGACCUCGGGACAGAUGUGGGCGCCGUUCAUGACUCCUGAGACCUCGCUGGAAUUCUACAGUCCUGAGGCGUGCCGGUCCAUGACCCUCAUCUACAAGGAGUCGGGGACGUUCGAAGGGAUUCCCACCUAUCGCUUCGUGGCCCCCAGCACCUUAUUUGCCAACGGCUCUGUCUACCCGCCCAACCAGGGCUUCUGCCCGUGCCUGGAUUCUGGAAUUCAGAACAUCAGCACCUGCAGAUUCAAUGCGCCCUUGUUUCUCUCCCACCCUCACUUCUACAACGCCGACCCGAUGCUAGCAGAAGCGGUGCUUGGCCUUCACCCCAACCAAGAGGAGCAUUCCUUAUUCCUGGACGUCCACCCGGUCACCGGGAUCCCCAUGAACUGCUCCGUGAAAUUGCAGCUGAGCCUGUAUAUCAAGGCCAUCAAAGGCAUCGGGCAAACGGCGAAGAUCCAGCCCGUGGUCCUGCCGUUGGUGUGGUUUGAAGAGAGCGGGGCGAUGGAAGGUGAGCCCCUGCAGACCUUCUACACCCAGCUGGUGUUGAUGCCCAGUGUGUUGCACUACGCCCAGUACGUCCUCCUCGCGCUGGGCUGCGUCCUGCUGCUCAUCCCCAUCAUCCACCAGAUCCGGAGCCAAGAGAAAUGCUAUUUAUUUUGGAAUAGUAGUAAAAAGGGCUCAAAGAAUAAGGAGGCCAUUCAGGCCUAUUCUGAAUCCCUGAUGACAUCAGCUCCCAAGGGCACUGUGCUGCAAGAAGCAAGACUGUAGGGUCCCGGAGACGCCACGAGCCAGCCCGGCACGGCCACUCAGCCAGACCUGCUCCCCGGCCCCUACACCCCGCUUCUUCAGGACUCUACUCAGCGGACAGCCCACCAGUCCUAAAGUCUGAGCCCCCCAGUUGCCACACGCGCGUCCACACACUGCACACCCCCCAGCACGUGUACACGCACGAGUGCACAGGCGUGUGCAGGCACACUCAGGGAUGGAGCUGCUGCUGAGGAGACUCAGGGAGAGCCUCAUCAACAAGGACUGUCUGGAGCCUUCUGUCCAAGUGACCCUCCGUGCUGUGGGCACUGGGUCCCCUCCCUUGAGUGAGCCUGGCCUGACCCGUUCAGCCAGGGGGCCCGGGCUCCGGACACCACCUCCUCCCCAGGGCCCUCUCCACCCGUCACGAAAUCCUGCAGUCCCUGACUGGUGGCUCGGUCAUGUAGGACAGGCCUUUUACUCCGAGGGGCCGGCUACUGUCCCAAAACCCAGCCCGGGAACACAGACUUCUCGUGCCAAAGCCGUGUGGGCAGGGGGCUGCCCUGUCCAGCCCAGACCCGGAGCUUUGGCCCUGUACGUCCAUCUGGGCUGGGGACGAGGCACCUUCACACAGGCCACAGCUCCAGAUGCAUCUUGAGCCUGCUCCGACUGUCUCCUCAUUCCCCAAGCAGACGUUGAUCUCCCUGAAGUCUGCGUGGGGACCAGGCUUGGAUGCCUGGGGCCCCUUUCCUCCAGCCUAAACUGACAUCAUCCUGUAUACUGAGCCGGCCACUCCCUGGUGGGGGUGGUGGGAGGCUCCGCCCCAGGCUGCCCACCAUGAGGGCCCUCAGCUUUUAGGUGCCGCGGCAGAGGUGCGGAAGCCCAGCCCCAUCAGUCUGGGGUCUGGUCUGGUCAGGUGGGAGACCCACCCACCUGCGACUCCCGCUCUGGGGCAAGCCUCUGCCUCUUUUCUACUGCAAGAGAAGUGAAGUUUAUCAUCUUUUAAAAAUAAUUCACUAUUGAAGUAAUAAACCUUUUUUAAAAGUUAA